Molecule: messenger RNA, 1753 nt
Organism: Tachysurus vachellii
Lineage: Eukaryota; Metazoa; Chordata; Actinopteri; Siluriformes; Bagridae
Product: nectin-4-like
Exons: 7
Coding region: 257-1396 (379 amino acids)
Biological process (GO): heterophilic cell-cell adhesion; homophilic cell-cell adhesion
Cellular component (GO): adherens junction
Source: RefSeq, a predicted model, not a curated record
UUGUUUAUUUGUUUUCUAAAAUAAAGCUACCUAUAUGACUGUUUUGUCCUUCGUAGUAUGCUGUUUUUUGUUUGGUUUUUUUAAAGAGUUCGUUUUUCCAAGACCUCCAGAAACACGCCCACUUUACGUAGAAACCCUGGAAUUAAUUAUAUGAAUGCCGUGUAACCAUCUGUGCACGAAAAUAAACACGACUCGCACUGUUCUUUGUCUGUUGGACAAAGAAACAAGGAAAUGAAAUGAUAUAAAAUGGUGUUUUAUGAUGGUCAGGACGGGGUUAACAUGUUUUUGUCUGCUGCUUUUGUUUUUUGCCAGCAUUAAAGCCAUAAAGGUCAUUGGUCGGGAUGUGACUGUGACUGCAGGAGAUGAUGCGCAGUUAUUCUGUCAAGUGAUCGAAACAACAGAGACUGUAACAACUAUUAGGUGGCAAAGACGAACAAAGAAAAAGCCGACAAAUACAGAUUUUCUGGUUAUCACCUCCAGUGGCAAAGAAGAAUAUAGAAACGGACAGAGGGACCAAGUAAAAUUUGCAGGGAACUUCAAAGGACUGGACGGCUCAAUUCUUCUAAGCGAUGUUACUCUUUUAGAUGAAGGAAUCUACACCUGCACCUUCAGCGUAUUUCCAAGUGGACCAUAUAAAACAGAAAUUCAUCUCAGAGUACAAGUUCCUCCUGUUGUCACUGUGGGCACUGAUGUUCCUGCUGUUGCUGGGGACACUGAAGGGAUUUUAGCGACUUGCACUGCAGCCAAUGCAAAGCCUGCAGCAGAAGUGUUGUGGAGUCUGGGUGCUUUAAACAACACAGUGAAAGUACAAAAUACUGUCACUGUGGACUCUGAAGAUAGAUACACUGUUAAAAGCAACCUGAUUGGAACUGCAUAUAAAGAUCUAAACCAGAAGAAGGUUCAGUGUGUAGUCACACACCCUGGACUAAAGCAGGAACUGGAGCUGAAUUACACAUUGGAUAUACACUAUCCUCCUCAGGUGGUUUAUAUUCAUUCAGCAGGCGAUCAAGGGGCAUUUCAGUGUGAAUCAGAUGCUAAUCCAAAACCUACCAGUUUCACCUGGAGCAGAUAUUUUCCAGUGAACGAGACUCUUUCCAGUGGUGUUAAUAGCAGUCUGAUUGUUCCGCUGACCCCUGAUAGUAACGGACCUUACUAUUGUGUGGCGUCUAACCAAUACGGUGAAGCUGUUGGUUCCUUUUACAUCAUGAACAGAAGAACAGAAUCUAAAACCUGUUGGACUCUGUUCAUCCUGACCCUUGUUGCUGUUUGCUGUUUUUUCAUUUGGAAAUUUGAAUUGUUUCAGCGUGUUAAUAAAAUACUGCGGCAUGAUAUCAGUCAACCUGUGCAUACGGAAUCUUCAGACCACAAAGAGAUCUUUGUGAAAUCAUUUAUUUAAAUCUCUAUGGUCUUGUUUUGCUCACUUAUGUUAGUAAUUACAUGUAAGAUGUUUGUUUUGCUUAGGACCGUUGACACAUGUAUGAAUCAAAGCUCUCUACUGGGACCAUACCUUGUUGUGGUGGAGGGGCUUAUCCUCCUUCAAGUGAGGAGAAAACCAAAUGGUCCCAGAGGAUUUGUAACAUAAAGGUCCCUGUUAGAUCCCUGGCCUGCGUUUUCAAAUCAGCAUGGUCAUCAAACAUCAGCCCCAGUUCAGCAAUCUCAGGACAUCUACUUUUGUUAAGCUGCUUUGAGACAAUGUGAAUGUUAACACAUUGAAUGUAGACAAUGUUAAAUGUGUUAAAGAAAAAAAAAUGAA